CCUUGAUUGGGCCGAUCCAGUCUGUCGCCCACGCACGAUCGCCCUAGACGCCCAUCGUGCUCUGCCCUCUGCAUCCGUCCUGCGCGUCGCAUACCCGCGAUGGCAUCAACAAGCAAACAGUACAAGGCCAUAGGCGAAGACAUAUGGAAGGGCAGGACAGAGAAGAUCAAUGCAGAGCUGUUUGCUCUCACAUAUGGAGCCCUCGUGGUACAGCUCAUACAGGACUAUGAAGAUUACGCAGAGGUCAACAAGCAACUAGAGAAGAUGGGCUACAACAUUGGAACGCGUCUCAUCGAGGACUUCCUUGCGCGGAGUGCGAUCGGACGCUGUUCGGAUUUUAAGGAGGUCGGGGAGGUGGUCGCGAAGGUCGGCUUCAAGUCUUUCCUGAACAUAACUCCCACCGUGAUGCAUGCCGGACCCCUCCCGUCCGAAUCAACACGAAGUAGCACUCCGACUCCUUCAGCAAAUGCAGUAGGGUCGUCCUUCACGUUGACCCUGGACGAAAACCCUCUUGCGGAGUUUGUGGAACUUCCAGAGGAGGCGCUCGAAGGCGGGUUGUGGUUCAGCAACGUGUUGUGUGGUGUCCUGAGAGGUGCUCUGGAAAUGGUUCAGAUGCAGGUCCAGGCGAGCUUCAUAGCAGAUGUGUUGCGUGGCGAUGAGACCACUGAGAUCCGAGUGACGCUGCUCAAGUACUUGGAGGAGGAAGUGCCUGUAGGAGACGACUAGACGUGUGUACGCGCCGAUGUACAGUACGCUAAAUUAUUCCACCCCUGGCCCAAGGAGCUCGAUGUAUUGCAGCGUGAAUAUCCAGCGCGGUGAAGGACUAGUGCAAACAGCAACAUAUGAUUCCUCGCCCAACACGUC
Messenger RNA from Rhodofomes roseus, 864 nucleotides. Its product is annotated as transport protein particle complex subunit. Gene Ontology annotation, cellular component: cis-Golgi network membrane; cytosol; TRAPP complex. Lineage: Eukaryota; Fungi; Basidiomycota; Agaricomycetes; Polyporales; Fomitopsidaceae. The transcript has 4 exons. The coding region runs from base 100 to 726 and encodes 208 amino acids. Gene Ontology annotation, biological process: intra-Golgi vesicle-mediated transport; endoplasmic reticulum to Golgi vesicle-mediated transport. The record is from RefSeq and is a predicted model, not a curated record.